This is a messenger RNA of Galendromus occidentalis (western predatory mite), 1048 nucleotides long. RefSeq names its product phospholipid scramblase 4. Lineage: Eukaryota; Metazoa; Arthropoda; Arachnida; Mesostigmata; Phytoseiidae. The transcript has 6 exons. Gene Ontology annotation, molecular function: phospholipid scramblase activity. Gene Ontology annotation, biological process: plasma membrane phospholipid scrambling. Bases 248 to 988 code for a protein of 246 amino acids. Gene Ontology annotation, cellular component: plasma membrane. The record is from RefSeq and is a predicted model, not a curated record.
AACAGGCUGCCUCGCGGACUCAAUUGCUCGCUGACAAGAACAUCAACCGAGAUUUAGGCUGUGGGAAAGUUGACCUCGAUCUCGACCCACUUGUGGAAUCAGCUCACUCGUGGGAGAGCUGUCCGGAAGUGUCCCACCAUGGUACUUCAGCGCCGCAGGUAGCGCAUCGGAAAUUUCGGCAUCCUCACGAGGUUAGCUCCAAAUUUGCGUUCUCCGAACCGACGCGUCAACGAGGAGCGUCGGAGAGAUGGCGCAGCCGACCCUUCCGGAGUAUCAAUCAUCAGAGCUCCAUCACGCGGCAGGCGUCGACUACUACGGGCGUUAUCUCAUCGCAUUGAUUGAUCUCGAUGAAGUACACAUUCACGAAAGUCCCCGGCGUCCGGACGCGGAGACGACCUUCGAAGUAUACAAACAUGAUAGACGGCCGAUUCUCACCGGUAUCGAGGAAAACCAUAUCAUGUCUAGUUUCUGCUUUUUCGUCAAAGGUUUCAACAUCUCCUUCAAAAACCGGAGCGACCAGGCCGUGCUCACGAUGAAGCGACCAGCAUGUCGUUGCUGCGGAAUCUUCCUUCCCUGCUGCUGCUCGGAUGAAUUGAUCGUCGAGAGUCCGCCAGGUAACCACGUGGGGACGGUUAGAGAGAAUUGGUCUCUCGGCGGCGUAUCGUUCGAUAUCCUGGAACCCAGAGGAGAACCGAUCAUGAAGCUCACGAGCGAUUGUUGUGCAAUUUCCGCCAGCAAGAACUUGGAGAACGACGUUAAAUUCAAGAUUCAUGACCUCAGAACCACAUCGGAAAUCGGUGAAGUGGUCCACAAUCUCGAUUCCCAUUCUCAUGAAAGACGCAUCGUGAAUAACUAUUGCGUGAGCUUCAGCCGUGCGCUGCCCGUUCACUGGAAAGCUCUGAUGAUCGGGUCGGCGAUCCUGCUCAAUUUUCGAUAUUUCAAGAAUCCCCGACAGCCUCGUCAAGUGGCCGGAGAGCAGCAAGGUUGAUGAGACGCCACAGAUACUCCAUGCCCCGACGCGAAAUAAAAGAAAAACACCCGAAGAGAA